Molecule: messenger RNA, 3396 nt
Organism: Fundulus heteroclitus (mummichog)
Lineage: Eukaryota; Metazoa; Chordata; Actinopteri; Cyprinodontiformes; Fundulidae
Product: keratinocyte-associated protein 3
Exons: 6
Coding region: 161-1243 (360 amino acids)
Source: RefSeq, a predicted model, not a curated record
UGACAUUCCUUACGCGCACAUGUGUCACGGCUUGCUGCCAGACCGGACUGAGGACAGAGGAGGUGUUUGGGCUGAGAGGAGCUGAGGACGCGCUGAGCAAACCCAUCCGCCGGGACCGGGACCGGUACCGUCAGACAAGCCGCAUGGUGACCUGACAGAGAUGGGCUGUGCAGGGAUGUGCUGUGACGACCUGGAGGAACCGAAGGCCCUGAUGAAGAUGGGCCUGAGCGUGAUCCUCGUCGGUCAUGUCAACUUCCUGCUGGGAGCGCUGGUGCACGGCAUCGUGCUCAGGCAGAUCAACCUGCACGAGAAGGCCCGGGGCAUGGGCUACGCCAUCACCAACGUGGUCACCCUCAUCACCGGCAUGUUGGGUGUCGUCGACGGGAUCCUAGCGAUCGUCCUGUCGAAAAACAAGAAGAGCAAACGCCUGACAUGGUCGUUGUUUUCCAUCAGCCUGGUUUCAUCACUCGUAGCGGGAGGUUCCACCGUUGGGCUCCUGGCGUCAGUGGUGCAGACCAUCCUGAACGGCGGCCGCUUGCUCCUGACUCACUGCCGCUUUCCCGAUGCCGUUGACUACUCCAGCAUCACCAACGAGUGUCCCUUUGACCCCACCCGCAUCUACAGUACAACCAUGGUCCUUUGGGUCGGUCUGAUUGUGUCUUGUAGCAUUCAGACGGUGUAUUCCGCCCGUUGCCUCGCCGCCUGUGUUUCCUUCUUGGGAUUGCCUGGUUGCCCCAAAAGAAUGCGACGUAAAAACUACACCAGACCAAUCAAUGUGGGGAUACCUGCAGCAAAACCCAACCAACCUCGCUAUACUGAGGCCCCAAGAAGGCACCACGACAAUCCGCAAGUCUACAUGGAGCCUCCUAGAGUCCAUAAUGUGCCGCCUAGACAUCAUACGGAACAGGCAAGACGCCAUGACAAAUAUUCACAACUCUACGCCAACUCUCCUGGAAACCACAAUACACCAGGCAAACAUUAUACCGAGCCCCCAAGAAGCAACCAUAAACCAUCGAGGCGUACCACCGCGCCUCCAAAACUGGAGCGACAGACGCCCCCACGUCAUCUACCUCUCCAGAGUAGGAGUCUUCCCUCCGCAGAGAGGCAGCCCCUUCGGCAAUCCCCCAGAGAACGGUCAGACAUAGAACGUCAAGACACAAGGACUGGCCGUCAACAAAGGGGACAUGAGCAGCGCCGCGACCUGAGGAGGGGUACAGUCGACAGGUCAAGCUUCUGGAUAUAGUUGUCUUUGCAAAUUUAUUUAAAGUACACACUGUUUUUGUUGCUGUGCUCACCUUCAAGACGUCCAGCAUCACACGGACAGAACUCGCUCUCUGUAAUAUAUCAGCCAUGAGAAGCUGUGUCAUUGGAGACAUUUGAUUUGUCUUGAGCAUGACAAGAAGCUCUUGGAAGUUCCGAAUGUUUUUUUUACGAAACGCAUAGUAUUAGAGGUGUGUUUGUGUUUUAUUACUCAUCAUUCUCCUCGUAAUGGACAAUUGCACUUAAUCUUUUAAACUGAGAACACUGUGCCAGUUUCCAAUCAAAGGGCUUGACAUCAUGAAGAACUGCUUUUUUUUUUAGCCAUGAACCGGAAGAUAAAAUGUUUUGCUUUGCUGUCCAUGUAACACGGAUAAAGCUGAAAAAAAAAUGGUUAGCAAACCAAGAACACUUUCAGAGACGGUAAAGCCUCUAUGCUAACUUUAGCUAUAAACAGUUCUUCCUCUCUAAGGAAGAACAGAACCAGCAACGAUUUGGUUUAUAUCGCAAACAUUUUAUGUUGUUUAUGUUUACUGCCAAAUGCUGCUUUAAUAAGGACUGAGCUGGACUUGACUAAACUAAGCGUGACUAGAUCCACAAAAAGCUAAUAAUGCUAAGGCUUGCACUCUGCAAAAACAGACAAUUUUUUUUUCCGUUGAGGUUGAAGAACCAGUCUAAAGUUAUGUCUGGUGAGGACAUUUCAUAAUUCACAAGGACUAACAUGCAAAACUCCUGGGAAAUUCCCAUAGGUCACACCCACUGCAACAUGUUAGUGUUGUACCCACAGCCAUUUAAAAUUUCUGACCAAUCACAAGAUAAGAAAAAAAUGUUUCAGAAUGUAUGUCAAGAACAAGCUGCAAGAACUCUCAAUCCUGGCCCUGUUCUUGAGGCCCUAGGAGAAAGAACAGUUUAUUUUUGUUUUGGUGGAGCAUAUACAUUCAAAUAAAAACCUUCCUACAGCACUUAUGUUUAGAAGAUUAAAGCACACUUUUUACAUAACCUUUUGCUGUCUGAAGCAGAAAUUACCAACUUGUUAUGUCUCGCUAACUGGAAAAGCUGAUUGUUCACAGACUAGGUUCCUAAUAAAAAGGGUUUGAUGUUCUGAGAAAUAGCUUGAACUUUCUUACCACAAAUUUAAAAGGGUAAAUGCAUUGUUAUUUACAUGUUAAACAAGCUGGGCAAAUAGUCUGACACAAUCAGGAUAAAGGAGGCCUUAAGUUAGCAUGGUUAGCAUGUAAGUUCUUUCCAAAGCUUCACACAAACGGAGACAUUUGUUUGUUUACCCAGGGCGGCAAGAACAAGAGGGCCAUUCUGUUCUUGCAGCUUGUUCUUGAGACCUAUUCUAGGCAGACGUUUUGUUUUGUAUGGUGGCUGACGACAGGCUACAGGUAGUGGGCGUUGAUACUAUGCUGGGUGGGCUGGAGCUAUGAGAAAAAUCACUUGAGAACUUGUGGAUGUCCUUUUUAGAAAUUACUUGGUUCUUGUUCUUGCCACUUUGAGUAGGCCACAAAAAACAAAUGUCUCUGCUUAUGCAGACCGUACAAGUGUUACAACCAGUAAUAUUUGAAUUUGUUUUCAUCACAAAAGCAUUGUUUAGUUUUAUAAUGUGUUUAUCGCAUUUUGAUACUUGAUAUACGACAGGUGAGCUUAGCUUAGCUUGACUGGAUACACAAGUUGGUCAGACUGAGACAAAAUGGAACAAAAUCAGCUUAAAGCACCAAAGUGUUAAAAUGUAAACUCUUACGUGCUUUCCAACUUUGUGUUUUAUAAGAGUUGUCACAAGCAUGGUUAUCUUUGUUAGUAGUGCUGUCCUGCUUGGCUAGCUCACUGUUUACAGGAUCACUGUCUCAUCGAGUGCAAUGUGAGCCACUUUCAUUUUCUCACCAAUGUAAUUCCCAAAAGGAUGAUUUUUUUUUUUUUUUUUUUUUUUGCCCUAACAUUUGAGUUUACAAACUGAAGCGUUACUUUCCAAAAAUGUGUUAAUUCAACUUUCAAACCGUAGGAAAGACUUUUUGGUUUCCGCUGCUUGUGUUAGAAUAUUUUUGUUUAAGAUGUCUGCUCCUUUAAAGCAAUUUAAAGCAGCACUGCGAGUGUUGAUAUUUAUUUCCUAUGUAAAUAAAUGCCUUUUUUUAAAAUUCA